This is a messenger RNA of Neurospora tetraspora, 495 nucleotides long. RefSeq lists its product as uncharacterized. Lineage: Eukaryota; Fungi; Ascomycota; Sordariomycetes; Sordariales; Sordariaceae. The record is from RefSeq and is a predicted model, not a curated record. The transcript has a single exon. The coding region runs from base 84 to 359 and encodes 91 amino acids.
GACCCGGGUUCAAUUCCCGGCGGGAGAGACCGUUCUUUUUCCUAUUUUUUUUUCGUCCCCACCCACCACUGGAUCUACAUCCAAUGCGGUUCUUCAUUUUUUUUCUCUCGUUAUUAUCCAUGCCUACUAGUUCUACUUACUUAUAUUAUACACUCCCGGAAACGAAGUUCAUGUUCCGUAGAGGUAGUCGCUAUUUUGUCAAGCUAGCCUUCAUCCUACGUACCACGACGGAAGCCAUGAUAUCUUUUCGUCGUAAUCAUAUCCAUCAUCUAUCAUAUCAUCAAAACCUCGUACAUCGCCCGUCUCCCAGGUUCAUCCAAGAUAUCAUGAUCCAGCGCCCCAAAAACCAAACUCUGUAGUAAUAUGCAAGAAAGCAUGAUCCAACCCAUCAUCCAUCCCGUCCGCUUCAAACCCAAGUUUUGGGACCGACUUUCCUCGAGGAAAGAGCCUAAGUACCAUCCAUCCACCUCUAACACCCACCACCCACCAACACUU